This is a messenger RNA of Limulus polyphemus (Atlantic horseshoe crab), 579 nucleotides long. RefSeq names its product bypass of stop codon protein 1-like. The record is from RefSeq and is a predicted model, not a curated record. Bases 1 to 579 code for a protein of 192 amino acids. The transcript is spliced from 3 exons. Lineage: Eukaryota; Metazoa; Arthropoda; Merostomata; Xiphosura; Limulidae.
AUGGAAGAGGUGGGUGGAGAAACAUGGAGGACAGGGAUAUGGAUGGAGAGACGUGGUGGACACGGAUAUGAAGGAGAUGAAUGGAUAGACGAGGUGGACAGGGGUAUGAGGGAGGUCGGACCAACCAGAAAUGAUCCAAAGGACGUGGCUGAUGAUAACGUUUCGUUUGUUGCAACUAGUAGCACUACAUCACCAUCAAUACCUGCAACUAGUAGCACUACAUCAUCAUCAAUACCUGCAACUAGUAGCACUACAUCAUCAUCAAUACCUGCAUCUAGUAGCACUACAUCAUCAUCAAUACCUGCAUCUAGUAGCACUAUAUCUUCAUCAAUACCUGCAUCUAGUAGCACUACAUCAUCAUCAAUACCUGCAUCUAGUAGCACUACAUCACCAUCAAUACCUGCAUCUAGUAGCACUACAUCAUCAUCAAUACCUCACUACAUCACCAUCAAUACCUGCACUAGUAGCACUACAUCACCAUCAAUACUUGCAACUAGUAGCACUACAUCACCAUCAAUACCUGCAUCUAGUAGCACUACAUCAUCAUCAAUACCUGCAUCUAGUUGCACUACAUCAUAA